UUUCCUUUUUUCUAGCACUGUGGAAUACCCUUAAUAUUUAGCACUGUUGAGCGUUCUUUCGCCGUGUCACCGUGAUUAACCGAAACGUGACCGUUCACCGUGACGGCCAGCUGUUAUUCAGUGCUGCAAAACACCAACCGAGUGAGAGCUGUUCCGAAGCCUUUUGUUUUUGUUGACCUGGUCAUCUGUGCGGCUUUUCACCCAGUUUGCCAAAGUUUAUUUCCAUGCCAAAUGGCCGCCUUUAUGGAGGAAGCGUUAGUGGAGGCUCGGAGGGCACGUGACGCCGGCGAGGUGCCCGUGGGCUGCGUGUUCGUUCAUGGGGACAAGGUAGUCGCACGUGGCGGGAACGAGGUGAACGUCCACCGGAACGCCACCCGCCAUGCGGAGUUCAUAUGCAUCGAUGCAAUCCUGGCCAACUGCCGCGAGAGGCGGCUGCCGGCCCGCCAGCUCUUCAGCGAGAUCACUGUGGUGGUCACCGUGGAGCCCUGCAUCAUGUGCUCCGCUGCCCUUCACACGCUCGGGGUCAAGGAGAUCAUCUACGGCUGCGAAAACGACCGUUUCGGUGGAAAAACGGUUGUGGACGUGGCCGCUGUCGUGGGCCAAAGGAUCGACAUCACCGGAGGCGUGCGGGCGGACGAAGCGAUGGCCUUGCUUAAGGAGUUCUACAAGGGCGACAAUCCGUCGGCACCACCACUGGCCAAGAGGAAGAAGUAGAAUCUGCCGGAGGACUCAUCUACUUUCGGGAGCAGGAAUAAACUGGGAAACAUCUAAUCAUCAAGAAUCCGCAGGUCAAGAAGAUAGAGUGCGAUAGUCAGAGAACCGAAGUUUUUCCGGGACAUUAGGCUUACCAACGAAUCCUCAGAACCACAGGACAAGGACAUAGUAAAGUAUAUCAGCCUAAAAAACAAACACCUUUUGGGUUUACUAGGCAAACGUAUUCGGACUAAACGCAAGACCAAAACAUACAGUAUAGUUAAAACUUGAACAUGGAAAUUUCUAGAAAAGGCUUACUACGAAUAAGUUUGGAUUGUAUAUUACAAUAAGAUAAAAGGUUAAUUCCUGGUACAGUUGCAUAAAGUAGAGAAAAACGAACACCGUUGUUAAGAAAAUCGAAACUACGCCCAUAAAAAAAAGAAUAUUCCAACCAUCUGCGUCCCGGGAACUUAGAGUAAAAACCCGAAAGUAAAAAAGUUCCACUGCAUCAUUCGUCGACGAUUUCUGUAUAUGUUUCAAUUUAUUAUAAACUUUAAGCAUAGUCUAAGAUAUAUAUAUGUAUAUGGCGUUCAGAACGUAUGUUUAAACUCUAAACAUAAAUACAAUUACUGCAUAAUAGCUACAACA
Molecule: messenger RNA, 1341 nt
Organism: Drosophila ficusphila
Lineage: Eukaryota; Metazoa; Arthropoda; Insecta; Diptera; Drosophilidae
Product: tRNA-specific adenosine deaminase 2
Exons: 1
Coding region: 232-714 (160 amino acids)
Biological process (GO): tRNA wobble adenosine to inosine editing
Cellular component (GO): cytoplasm; nucleus
Molecular function (GO): tRNA-specific adenosine-34 deaminase activity
Source: RefSeq, a predicted model, not a curated record